Molecule: messenger RNA, 1963 nt
Organism: Daucus carota subsp. sativus
Lineage: Eukaryota; Viridiplantae; Streptophyta; Magnoliopsida; Apiales; Apiaceae
Exons: 11
Coding region: 188-1687 (499 amino acids)
Biological process (GO): protein refolding; response to heat
Cellular component (GO): chloroplast thylakoid membrane; cytoplasm
Molecular function (GO): ATP binding; heat shock protein binding
Source: RefSeq, a predicted model, not a curated record
GCAGGUGUAUAUAUAUAUCGUGUAAGCCCGUCCUGGCACCACAUCCUCCUCCCUUUUCAUCCAUUAAAAACCAAACCCCCUCUCUUCAAUCUUCGACAAGCUCGUCCAAAUGAACAAAUUAAAAAAAAUCAAACACUUUCACUAGCUCUUUCUCCUCGAAACCCUAGCUAUUGUCUCUACUUUAUUAAUGGCUGCAGCAUUGGCUUCGACGCCCACGUCAUUCUCCCCCAUCCCUAGCUUCGUCUCCGAACGUUCUAGAUGCUUGCUCCUCUCCAGUUCCUCGUUUUUUGCUGGCGGUGCUCAAAUUUGGGGACAGAAUUGCUUCAUUUCGGUUUCGACUUCGUUUAAUUGUACUGAAUUUAAUAGGAGUAGGAUUUGUGUUAAGCGAGUCAGGACUGUUGUUUCGGCUUCAGCUGAUUAUUAUUCGACUCUCGGUGUUUCUAAGUCUGCGGAUAAUAAGGAAAUUAAAGCCGCGUAUCGGAAGUUGGCUCGGCAGUAUCAUCCCGACGUCAACAAGCAACCCGGAGCUACGGAAAAGUUUAAAGAGAUUAGUGCUGCCUAUGAGGUGUUAUCAGAUGACAAGAAGAGGGCUUUAUAUGAUCGGUAUGGUGAAGCCGGACUUAAGAGCGGUGUAGGGGCACAGGCUGGUGCAUACACGACCAAUCCUUUUGAUUUGUUUGAGACAUUUUUUGGCUCUAACAUGGGUGGUAUGGGUGGUGGCUUCCCUGGUAUGGAUUCUGCUGGGUUUGGAACGCGUGGUCGUACUACUGUUACUAAAGGCGAAGAUAUACGUUAUGACAUGACACUGGAAUUUGCAGCUGCUAUAUUCGGAGCAGAAAAAGAAUUUGAACUUUCACAUCUUGAAACAUGUGAAGUGUGUGCUGGUACUGGAGCUAAAACUGGCUCCAAAAUGAGGAUAUGCUCAACUUGUGGCGGCAGAGGUCAAGUUAUGCGAACUGAACAAACUCCUUUCGGCAUGUUUUCGCAGGUAUCUGUAUGUCCGAAAUGUGGUGGCAAUGGUGAAGUGAUUUCUGAGUAUUGUCGUAGUUGCUCUGGGGAGGGACGUAUACGUGUUAAGAAGGAUAUUAAAGUCAAAAUUCCUCCUGGAGUGGGCAAAGGUAGCAUUCUCAGAGUUGCCGGAGAAGGUGAUGCUGGACCAAAGGGGGGCCCUCCUGGAGAUCUUUUUGUCUACCUUGAUGUUAAAGAGAUACCAGAGAUCCAAAGAGAUGGUAUAGAUCUAUACUCAACAGUCUCAAUUAGUUAUCUCGAUGCAAUAUUGGGAACAGUUGCUAAAGUGAAGACAGUUGAGGGGACUACUGAACUCCAGAUCCCUCCUGGUACUCAACCUGGGGAUGUGCUUGUCCUGGCAAAGAAAGGUGCACCUAAGCUGAAUAGACCAUCAAUACGCGGUGACCACUCAUUUACUGUGAAAGUCAGUAUACCAAAACGCAUCAGCACUAAAGAGCGCGACCUACUUGAGGAACUUGCCUCACUUAAUGGAACCCCAACUAGCCGUACACAGAGUCGUUCUAAAGUUCAGCAAGCUGCUAGUGUUGCAGAAAGUCAAAAUGGCUCGAUAGUUGAAGAGAGUGAGGAAUCAGGUCAAGAUGAUGUAUGGAAUUCAUUAAAAGAUUUAGCUGGGACUGUAGCAAAUGGAGUUGUAAAGUGGUUUAAAGACAACCUGUAGCCCACAUUUUUGAUAGAACACAGAGAAAUUGUUGUUUGCCAUUCAGAGCAUGGGAUUUCCAACUCUGGAUGUUAGUCAGUUGGUUAUAAUAUUCAUAUGGGCCUUCAUAAACCUUUUUUCCGUAAAUAUUUUUUUAACUAAAACUGUAGAUUAAAUUAUAACAUACAUAAGCAUAUCAACCAUGAUAUUAUGGACACUUGAGAUUUGGCAGCAGGUAUUUAAAUUAUCAACUCUCGGAUAUAUGUAUACAAGUUCUGCAGUAGUUAUUUUUGCUUA